Molecule: messenger RNA, 2582 nt
Organism: Betta splendens (Siamese fighting fish)
Lineage: Eukaryota; Metazoa; Chordata; Actinopteri; Anabantiformes; Osphronemidae
Gene: depdc4
Product: DEP domain containing 4
Exons: 9
Coding region: 261-1904 (547 amino acids)
Biological process (GO): intracellular signal transduction
Source: RefSeq, a predicted model, not a curated record
CCUGUAGAGGGCAGCAGUGCGAUGCCUAAAGAUGUGAUGGCGGAAGAAGAAGCAGAUGUUUAUCCCUUUGACAAGACUACUAGCUUUGAGGAUUGAAAGAGAGAAAUGUGAAGAGGGUUUCAUUCGCCGUACGCGUCAUUAUCAGUGGAAAGUGACAGAAUGGAACAAUAAAUUCAGAAAAUUACCUUAACUGACGGAGGCGGUCUAGUUCGACAAACCGCAGAAGAAGAAGAACGCGUGUACGUCACAGUCAGGUCGUGAUGGCGGUUGAUUUGACUCCUCGGUUCAGACGGCUUAACAGUCAGACCAGAAGUUUUCGUGAAAAUGUACAACACGUAUUCACUGGUCCUUUCGGUGCUACCCAGCUGUGGCACAACAUCAUCCAGGCCCUGCAGACUCAGGUAGAGGUUCGUCGCUGUAGACGGCACCUUCGUGUACACAAUGAUUGCUUCACGGGCUCAGAUGCUGUGGAUGCAGUCCUCAGCUACUUGAUGCAGAACGUGGUGUUUUGCACAAGUGAAGUGUCUCGUCUCAAAGCCGCACGACUCUGCCAGGCUCUGAUGGAGGCAAAGGUGUUUGAGCCGGUGGGAACGAAGCUGUUCUGCAGAGACAAAGAUCUGACUUUUGAGGACAGCAGCUGCAGUCUCUAUCGGUUCCUGGAACAUAAAGUGUUUCAGAGCUCAUCUGUGAAAAACUGCAGUAGUGACACAGAAGACAAGUCAUCAGGGAAGCUCGGAGCAAAGAGGAAGAAGAGUUCCAGGCUGAAUGACCAACGAACAAUUAUCAACCCUCUUGCGGCGGGACCAUCAGAUAAAAAGGUUGAGAGACUGCUGAAAGCCAUCAACCUGCAGCCCUCCCUGUCUACAGCUUUAAGCACAGCUCAGACUUCUACCUUUUUGUCUAAGGCUGUGGUAGAUGAGGUGUGGAAAAAGCAGACACUGCUGCAGCUGCUACAGAUAGUGGAGCUGCCCAUGCUGGACUGCAUCUUGACCUCUCCUGCCCGGUUUCAGUCCCAGACCUGUGGAGGUGCUGUCGCUAAUCAGGACCUGGUUAUUUCGAAUAGAUGCCUUGAGAGAGAAGUACCAGACACCCUUCAUUUGCCACACUUGGAUGGGUGGCUGUCAGCAGCAGCAGAUUGCUUGGAGCUGCUCCCUGACCAGCUGAUUGUAGUAGCAGGGGAACAGCUCAGCCAACAAACCAGUACUGUCUCUCAUGAAAAGGAUAACACAGAGCAGCAGACAAACCAAAAGAGACUCCUCUUUGACAUCAUUGCAAAGUACUACAGUGGACAGGAGAAAGCUCCACUUCUCUCAGGACGCUUUGUGGACAUACAUGCUGCAAUUCUGAACUUACUAGAUGAAGGAAAAGUUCAGGAUGCCAACACAACAUCUCAGUUGUGCUUGCGACUACUAGAAACGAGCGUGAGAGAAGAAUUACGGAGAUUAUUAGCCUUCAUGGCCACAGCUGCUCACCUGGAUUCUUGUCGUCUGCAGAAACAGACUGACAACAGGACCUUGGUGUGUCGCACGUUUCAAAAAGCAAUUGUUCAAAAUCAUGGACUUAAUCGAUCUCAGAGUGAAACCCUGGUCCUGUUCCUCAUGGACAAUCACACUGAGCUCUUCAAGACUCCUGCCUCUCUCAUUGAAGCCGUGAGGAAAACACUGAGGACUAUGCAGCAAGGCAAAGACCCUGAUUCUAUUGCCACCUUCACCUUUUGUCAGCAGGUCACACCACAGGAGUAUGAGGAUCAGCAGGAGGCUGCCACCCUGGAGGGCCUCAAACAGCUUCUGCAUGACAUUUCCUUGAGUAAGAGUAUGCCUGCCAAGGAAAAGAGGAGGCUGCUUAAGGAGUUUGAAAAACAUCACCCUGUGGUUUUCCUUCAGCAUUUUUCCAGUACCUUCUGAAGUAUAAAAUGGAAGGGUACCUAACAAGGCCAUUUUGUGUUGGCCUGACUUUACACUGAGGAAAUAAAACUGGGGAAAUGACUAAAGGCGACAUGCUACACCUAUAGCUGUAACAGUCUGACAGGUAAUUACUGUAUAUGUUGAUUAGGUCUUGAUUUUAUGUAUUAUAGUUUCUACUGUUUCAUAGAACUGGAGGCAUUAAUAACUGAGUGUUAUGAUUUGUUUUGCACUAAUUUACAAAAAGGGAAAAUUGCUGUAGGCCCUUUGACUGGAUAUUAUUAUUUCUACAUGUAAGGCAAAGGAUGAUUUUUUUUUGCUUUGGACUGUAGCAUGAUGUAGUAUAUUAACACAAAGUUUUGUGGAGAUGACACUCAACUGUAACUCACUAGAAUUUUCUGUGAUGAGUUUCAAGUGAAAUAGAAAUAGAUGCAUUAUUGUAUUAGAUUAAUUCAUUUUAGUGUUAAACACAUCCAGUGACAGGACUUUUUAAAAAAUGUUUUUACUUGAAAUAUAUACAUAAUGCUUUUUUCUGGAAAAGGCAUUGAUUUUAUUAUUUUAAUUAAUUGUUUGUUUUGUGUUAGCAAACAUUAGCAUGCACUUUAUAAUGAAAGAAGACACUGAUAGACGCUACAAUCUGGUAAAAUAACACCUGAUUAAAAACAUCACUAAUUGCAAAAA